AGGAAGAACACCAGCGGGGAUUUUGUUUUUAGUCUCCUUGGCUUUUAUAGACUGUCAUCAUGCUUAAGGAGCUAUAUGCGGGAUUUAAUUUUAAGGCCUUUGUAGCUGAGCUAGUAGCAACCCUCAUAUUUGUUCUUGUUGGCCUGGGUUCAACGCUAUCAUGGUCAGGAGCUACGCCAACUGUCUUACAAAUAGCCUUCACUUUUGGCUUGGGAAUAGGUACAAUGGUACAAGCUAUGGGCCACAUCAGCGGGGCCCACAUUAACCCUGCUGUAAGUGUAGCACUUCUCGUUGGGGCCCGAAUAUCUCUGGUCCAGACCUUUUACUAUGUGAUCGCUCAGAUGCUGGGAGCUGUGAUAGGAGCUGCUUUACUGUAUGAGUUUGCACCACCUGAAGUUAUUGGAGGAUUUGGACUGAAUCAGCCAACUAACAAUACAUCACCCGGACAAGCACUGGCUAUAGAAAUCAUUCUUACAAUGCAGCUGGUCCUCUGUAUCUUUGCUACAACGGACAGCCGGAGGACGGACAACAUUGGUUCUCCAGCCAUUUCCAUAGGACUGUCAGUGGUACUGGGACACUUACUUGGGAUUUAUUACACUGGAUGUUCCAUGAAUCCAGCACGGUCCUUUGCUCCAGCUUUGAUUAUAGGAAACUUCAAUUACCAUUGGAUUUUCUGGGUGGGACCGAUAACAGGAGCAAUCUUGGCAUGCUUGAUUUAUGACUAUGUCUUCAUCCCUCAAUCAAUAAGCUCCAGUGAAAGACUGGAAAUCCUACGUGGCAACAUUAUGCAGGAAAAUGAAAAAGAAGAGAGACGGAAACAAUCUGUAGGCCUCAAUUCUCUUUACAGCCAAUCAAAUAACAGGGAAAAAAUGUGAAAUCCUAUUCUGUAUUUUUUUUGUCAUUUUUUUUGCAGUGGAUAUAUUGUAUUGUACAGAAUAUUUUGAGAUAUUAACAAUGGUUAUAUAGUUUGGUUACAGAUUAUAUGGCUACACUGCUACAUGUCAGACAAUGCCAGCUCGCCUGUA
Bufo bufo (common toad) is the source of this 1025-nucleotide messenger RNA. Its product is annotated as aquaporin-2-like. The transcript has 4 exons. Gene Ontology annotation, biological process: transmembrane transport. The record is from RefSeq and is a predicted model, not a curated record. Gene Ontology annotation, molecular function: water channel activity. The coding region runs from base 60 to 875 and encodes 271 amino acids. Gene Ontology annotation, cellular component: plasma membrane; apical plasma membrane. Lineage: Eukaryota; Metazoa; Chordata; Amphibia; Anura; Bufonidae.